Messenger RNA from Clupea harengus (Atlantic herring), 2661 nucleotides. It is a transcript of the gene gle1, whose product is annotated as GLE1 RNA export mediator. The record is from RefSeq and is a predicted model, not a curated record. NCBI's taxonomy places the organism in Eukaryota, Metazoa, Chordata, Actinopteri, Clupeiformes, Clupeidae. Gene Ontology annotation, biological process: poly(A)+ mRNA export from nucleus. Gene Ontology annotation, cellular component: nuclear pore cytoplasmic filaments; nuclear pore; cytoplasm. Gene Ontology annotation, molecular function: phospholipid binding; translation initiation factor binding; inositol hexakisphosphate binding.
AAUCGUAGUUUUCGAAACCGUUCAGUGCAUGCGCUUCCACGGUAAUUAGUCAGCUCGUAGUUGGCAUGAUCAGUGGGCAAUUUCUCUGUUCUGUUUUAUGUGUAUGAAAUGCCUGCGGAGAGUUUACGAUGGGAUACUCUAGAAGCCUUGAAAAAUUCUCCAAAAGGAAGAAUAAAAUACAACCCGGAUUGGCUUGAGAGGGGAGAGGACAUCUUGGCCGGCUGCAAUGAGUCGCCCAGUUUGUCCCCUUUAUCGGGACUCAUCUUGAAAAGACUCAGCACUCGGCCUCUGCAGAAGACUCGUUCCUUGUGCUCCCCAUCGCGAGACACUAGCCCGGGUCUGUCCGAAGAGGGGGCGCUCUCCAGCUCUCUUCCGACCAGCCCCUACCAGACCCUUCUCAGUCCGGCCUCGCCACGCAGCGCCUCUCCUUUCCAUCUCUCCUCUCCACCGACUUCCAGCUCAAAAGAAGAUGAUAAACCGGAAGAGGAGGAGGAGGACGAGGACGAGGCAGACCUCAGUCCGGUGGCCAACCCGACCCCACCUCCCGCCAUCUCGUUGAUGUCUCCAAAGGCAACCCAGGUGGCCGGGUUCAUCCGCAUCUGUGAGGAGAAACACCGUGCUAAAGCCAAGGCAGAGCUUAACCGGCGUGUGGAACUUCAGGAGCGUCUGGUUGCCACAGUAGCGGGCCUGGAGUCGGAGCAGCUGAAGCGCUUUGAGGAGCUGAUGGAGCUGAAGCAGCGGCAGGAGUUCCAGAGCAUGAGGGACAUGCUAGACAAAGAGGCACAGGAGAGCCUAGGGCGCCAGGAAAAAAUGAAAGAAGAACAUCAGAAAAGAAUCAAGAUCCUGAACCUGCGUCUGCGGGAGGCGGAGCAGCAGCGUGUGCGGGAGGCGGAGCUCGAGCGCCAGCGGCAGACGGAUGGGCGGGAGCGUCUGCGGGCGCUCAACGCCGUGCAGGAGGAGGUGCUACAGCUGCACCAGCUCCUGGAGCCCGCCACCGCCCUCGACCACGCGUCCCUCAUCACCCGCGGCAACCAGCUCUGCUCGCAGGUGUCUGAGGUGGUGCGCACCACAGCAGAGGGUGAGUUCCCGAGUGUGGAGGACAUGGCAGUGGUGGAGCGUGCGCUGCAGGACAUGCGCUCGCUGGUGCGGGAGCUGCAGCAGCAGGUGUCCCAGGAAGUAGAGAGGAGGAGGAGGGAGCAGGAGGAGGAAGAGAAUCGGCGCAAGCAGGCCGAACUACAGGCCCAGCAGGAGCAGGAGAAGAAGAACGCAGCGCUCUCCGCCAAAGAGAAGGCCAAAAAAAAGGGCUUACAGACCAGUGCUGAGGAGAGCACCCUCAAGUGGUUUAAAGAACUACAGGAAGCAGCCUAUCAGUGUGCGCAGUCUUUUGAAGACCUGAAUAACACAAAAGACAUGCAGACCAAGAAAAUGCGAAUGGAGCUUCAGAAGGCUGCUAGCAUCCCUGUCAGCCAAAUAUCCAGUGUAUCCGGGUCCAAGUUGAGGGAGGUAUUUGACAAGAUUGACAAGCUGUUGUCAGGGCGACCCGUGGUCUCUGGAGGCAAGUCUGUGUCCACUUCCCUCCAUCCUCACGGACUUGAGUUUGUGAGCUACAAACUGGCUGAGAAAUUUGUGAAACAAGGCGAGGAGGAGGUGGCGUCUCACCACGAGGCUGCCUUCCCUAUCGCAGUGGUGGCCUCCGGCGUGUGGGAACUCCACCCCAGAGUGGGCGACCUCAUCCUGGCGCACCUGCACAAGAAGUGCCCCUACUCCGUACCCUACUACCCCCCCAUGAAGGAGGGCACCUCCGUGGAGGACUACCAGAGGAUCCUGGGAUACCGUGUGGAGGACUCAGGAGUGGAGGCGCAGGACAGCUUCCUGAAGAGGAUGUCUGGGAUGAUCCGCCUCUACGCCGCCAUCAUUCAGCUCCGAUGGCCUUACACCAACAAACAAACGCCUGACCCCCACGGGCUGAACCACGGCUGGCGCUGGCUGGCCCAGAUGCUGAACAUGGAGCCUCUGGCUGACGUCACGGCUACCCUCCUCUUUGACUUCCUGGAGGUGUGUGGUCAUGCACUUAUGAAACAGUACCAGGGCCAGUUCUGGAAAGUCAUCUUCCUCAUCAAGGACGACUACUUUCCCAGGAUCGAGGCGGUGACCAGCACCGGUCAGAUGGGUUCCGUCAUGCGGCUGAAGCAGUUCCUGGAGAAUGCUUUGAGAACCAAACAGAUCCCACCACCCAAGGGGCAGCUGUUCCCUGGCUUCUGGAGGACCUGAUAGGUGGCUCUCGCCGGAGCUCUUUCCUGGGAAGGACUUGACUGGUGAUUUGGCGUCUUCCUCUAAAUGCAUGGAUCCACCGGCCAGCCGUCAAGUGUCCUGACUACCCUGAAUAGCUGCUGCAGUCUUAAGAAACCUCACUCAUUCGCGCUACGUUUGCAUGCUACGCAGCCUCACAGCGGUUCCGUCCAACAGUCGGUACCAUAUGUCAUUAACAACGCACUGUCUGUGUUCAUAUUGCCCUUCGUGGUAUUAAGCCUUAAGCCAGUUUAGGGUGUUUUGCUGCCUUAUACAGUAAGAGUAUAGUGUCCAAACCAUGCAUGGAUCUUUUGUUUUUGGGCAUUUUUUUCACAUUACACAGUAUGUGAAAUCUGAUGUGAUGGGGGGGGG